AUGAAGACAUUUGUCGGCCUGUGUCUCGCCUUCGGUAUUUUGAAGCUGCCAGCACGCAGGGAUUUCUGGAGGCAGACUAAAUGGUUGUACCAGACCAACGUCCCCAAGGCCAUGGCAAGGGACCGUUUCGACAUGAUCUGGAGAUAUCUCCAUCUCCAAGAUAAUACUGAUCCUGUCGUGGACAAAACGGACAAGCUCUGGAAGAUCCGGCAGUGGAUGGACCUCCUCCUGGUUAGAUUCCAGGCACUCUAUGAAGUCAAUGGCUUUGUGACCGUGGAUGAGUCCAUGGUGAAGUACAAGGGACGCCUGGGCUUCCGGCAGUACCUCCCCAUGAAGCCGGUGAAGUGGGGUAUAAAGGUGUGGGUCAUGGCCGAGAGCAAAACGGGCUACGUCACCAAUUUUCAGGUGUAUACGGGGGCCAUUCAGGGUAAGGCAGAGAAAGAUCUGGCUCACCGGAUAGUGUCAGACCUGGUGACCCCUUAUUACGGGUCCAACCUUUCGGUAUAUAUGGACAACUUUUACACCAGUGUGAAGUUGAUGGUGGACCUCAAGGUCAGGGGGGUGCAAGCGUUUGGAACGGUGCGUGCCAACAGGAAGGACCUCCCCAAAAAUGAGCAGCUGACAAAGAAGGCUGAGUUGAACAAACAUCAGUUUAAUGUGGCGCAGCAGGAUGACUUGACCUUCUGCGUCUGGCAAGACACCAAGGCAGUGAUGGUCCUCUCAAACUACCACGACCCGACAGCUCAUGGGUUAGUGAGGAGGAAGUCCAACGGUCAACGCCAGACGGAGGUUCGGGUGCCAGCAUGUCUUGCUGACUAUCAGCAACACAUGAAGGGAGUUGAUCUUCUGGACCAGAUGGUGGGCUACUACCAGAUCCAUCAUCGAUCUACGAAGUGGUGGAGGAGGCUCUUCUUUUACCUCAUUACGGUGGCGUGCUACAAUGCCUUUGUGGCUGCCAGGUCUGCGGUAGGAGCCGAGUGGAAGUAUAGGAGGGGCGGCUACAAGGAUUGGCUGGAGGAUCUGACCCAGGAGCUGAUCGUCCCUGUCACUGCAAGAAGUGCUCCCAAUGUUCUCCCCACCAGCCCAACUGGAGCUUCUGCUGAGCAUGACCUAGUUCAGCUCAACAAUAAGAGGAAGACCUGCAGGGAGUGUUCACUGAAGCACUGCAACACCAACGUGCGUCCUGGAUCAACGCUGAUGGGGUGCAAGCAGUGUAACCUUCCUCUGCACCGCGAGUGCUUCAUGCACCAUGUCCUUCGCCACAAAUAA
This is a messenger RNA of Perca flavescens (yellow perch), 1269 nucleotides long. RefSeq names its product piggyBac transposable element-derived protein 4-like. The transcript has 2 exons. The coding region runs from base 1 to 1269 and encodes 422 amino acids. The record is from RefSeq and is a predicted model, not a curated record. NCBI's taxonomy places the organism in Eukaryota, Metazoa, Chordata, Actinopteri, Perciformes, Percidae.